GCGGGCGGCCGCUACUGCCCGGUACCGGCGGGAGGGCGCGGCGCCGCCCGCGCUGACGGGACAAAGCGCGGCCAUGAGCCCGCUCUAGGGCCCCGGGAGGCCGCCGCCGCCGCAGCUCCCCGUCACCGCUCCGGGGAGAGCGGGGGGGCCCCGGGUGGGGGUCCCGGGGUGGGGUGUUUGUCGCCGCCGGGCACCAUGCACACCGUGCAGAAGGAUACCACGUUCACCAAGAUCUUCGUCGGGGGGCUGCCCUACCACACCACCGACUCCUCCCUCAGGAAGUACUUCGAGGUCUUCGGGGACAUCGAGGAGGCAGUGGUGAUCACCGACCGGCAGACGGGCAAAUCCCGGGGAUACGGCUUCGUGACCAUGGCAGACAGAGCUGCAGCUGAAAGAGCCUGCAAAGACCCCAACCCCAUCAUCGAUGGCAGGAAAGCAAAUGUGAACCUGGCGUAUUUGGGAGCAAAACCAAGGAGUAUUCAAACUGGUUUUACCAUAGGUGUGCAGCAGCUACAUCCAGCCUUUAUUCAGAGACCCUUUGGACUCACGCCUCACUAUGUUUACCCCCAAGCUAUCAUUCAGCCCAGCGUGGUGAUCCCUACCCCCGUGCAGUCCAUCACGUCUCCCUACAUCGACUACACCGCCGCCAGCCAAGCCUAUUCCCAGUACACCACAGCUGCCUACGACCAGUACCCCUACGCUGCCUCCCCCGCCGCCAGCUUUGUGGGAUACGGCUACACGGGCGCGGUCCAGCCCCCCAUCACCGCCAGCAACCCGGCAGCGCCCGCCACCGCCUUCGUGCAGUACCAGCCCCAGCAGCUGCAGCCUGACCGCAUGCAGUGAGCGCCCUGCCCGCGCCGCUGCCACCUGGGACAAUCUUUUGCGAGGGAAGGAGAACGGCUAGGACAACGAAAGCAACAGCAAAAAAAUAAAAAAAAAAAAACAACACAAAAUAAACAAAAAAAAAAAAAAGGAAAAAAAAAUCACCCUGACCCUUUAUCCCAUUUAUUUAGGUGCAUAUCAAUACCUAAGCUAUUUAUAGUGUUAAGGGCAAACCCAAACCCUUGCAGUCUGACUGUGCUCAUGAAAAAGGACUUCGGGUAAGUUUUUUUUUUUUGGAUCUGGACAGAUACUGUCUUGAAGAUGUUCUUAAAGUGACUGAAAUGUUUCACAGGAAAACUACAGAUUCUUGCACACAUCACAGUCUGCUUCCAUCACCUAUGGUCUUCUUUCCAGCCCCCAGCCCGUUUGCCCCGCCAGCCCUCCCUCCUCAUCAAACCUGCAAUCUUCUUAUUUACUGUUGAGGUACAGAGGUACUCGGAGAACAUGGAGAAAAGCAAUCUUAUUUUUUGGUUGUACAAAAACUUUGUAAUACUCAGAGAUGCCUUACAGAAAAAAAGAAAAAGAAAAACUAUUUUUUAAUAUUUAUUGCGAUUUUAUUCGCAUGAGCUGUGAAUUGCAGACAGAAGAAUAGUAGUAAGUAAGUAUCUGCCUUGUUUAAUUCUCAUUUUACUAAAUUAUUGUAUGUAGGUAAAAGUUCCUAAGUAAUUGCUGAAUCACUUCAACAUGCAAAAGGGAAUAUUGGCUUGAAGGAGAGCAGAAUAUUCCUUUAGUCAACGCACUGUACUAUUUUCUUAUUGUAAUUGUUACUCUGUUAAGAUUAUCUCAAAUUUAGGUAUAUUUUUAAAAUGCAAAAAAAAACAACCAAGAAUACCGAACAUUUUGUCUACUUUGGUAGAUUUUUUGUUACAAUGCUGCAAACUAUGGAGACAUUUACAGUAUUUAUGUAAAGGAGAUUUGGGGCUGUUGGCCAGCAAAGCUUAGGGGAAUAUCAUGAGUGGAGCAAACGGAAAAAAGGUGUUAAGUCAUUGAACAAAUGGGUAAAUGGAACCUUUUUAUGCCUAUAAUGCAACAGCCAAAUAAAGGAAGAGAAAAGACAAUGUAAGUUAAGUGCAUUUCUACAAGGAACAGCAAUAAACUAUUUUAACUUUUAAAAGGA
Cygnus atratus (black swan) is the source of this 1999-nucleotide messenger RNA. RefSeq names its product RNA binding motif protein 38 (gene RBM38). Bases 196 to 843 code for a protein of 215 amino acids. The record is from RefSeq and is a predicted model, not a curated record. The transcript is spliced from 4 exons. Gene Ontology annotation, molecular function: RNA binding. NCBI's taxonomy places the organism in Eukaryota, Metazoa, Chordata, Aves, Anseriformes, Anatidae. Gene Ontology annotation, cellular component: cytosol.